Solea solea (common sole) is the source of this 7483-nucleotide messenger RNA. Its product is annotated as multiple PDZ domain protein. The transcript is spliced from 44 exons. NCBI's taxonomy places the organism in Eukaryota, Metazoa, Chordata, Actinopteri, Pleuronectiformes, Soleidae. Bases 329 to 6136 code for a protein of 1935 amino acids. The record is from RefSeq and is a predicted model, not a curated record. Gene Ontology annotation, molecular function: protein binding.
GGUCGGAGCGCGCGCCAGACGCUGGCACAACGCUGGGGAAAUUAAGCGCUUCUUGAUGUCGUGUCGUCCCCACAAAUGACUUGUUAAUUCGGGAAAGUGUAAUUGUUGGUAUUCGGUACAGGUGAACUUGUCCUGGCGGUGAAGGAGGAGGAGGAGGUUGACGCGCUGUGUGUGUGUGUGUGCGUGGACUCAAGUGGGAACCUGUUGAUAGUCGACCGGCGAUGCAUCGGAGACGCCCAAACAGAAGAAGAAGAAUGACACCAAACUAAAGCAGAUCGUCACAAAACAGCCGUUGGUCUGAACAAUCUGUCCGGCCACAUUGGAAAUCAUGGAUACACAGUGUGCUCUGGACGCUGUGGAGCGACUACAAGCGAAACUGAAGGAGCGAGGAGAGGCACCGACACAGGAGAAGCUCUCCCUUCUCAAGACUGUCCUGCAGAGCCCUCUGUUCCAUCACAUACUCAGCUUACAGCAAGCUCAGCGGAAGCCCCUCGCCAAGGGGAAAGGCAUUUCUAAAUCUUUGUCCAUGAACUGUGGGCAAUGCCCGGGCAUAUCAGUGGGCUUGAAGAUGAUGAGCCACAGUGACUCCUACACAUGGGCCAUGGAAAAUCGAACGCCCAGCACGGCCAGAUCCUUCUACAGGGACAGCAGUGUCUGCUCCCUGGCCUCUCAGGAUCUGUCCUUCUCAGACGUUAAUCUGAACAACUACACUCACACUGAGUCACAGUACUGCACUCCACCUCGAAUCUCCCGCACCAUGUCGAUGGGGAGAAACCUCUCUGCCAUUGCUCAUGAGAGACGGCACGUGGAAAUGAUUGAGCUGAUCAAUGACGGAAGGGGGCUUGGCUUUGGCAUCGUGGGAGGGCGGAGUACAGGCGUGAUGGUCAAGACCAUCCUUCCUGGAGGGGCUGCUGGCCGAGAUAAACGCCUGUGUAGUGGAGAUCAGAUCCUGCGCAUCGGAGAUACAGAUCUGGCAGGCAUGAACAGUGAGCAGGUGGCACAGGUGCUGCGAAACGCUGGUACCAAAGUGAAGCUGCUCAUUGCCAGAGAUAUUACGAAGGACAACCGGCUCUCCUCUCCUACCCUGAGCCAUGACAGCUUGGAUGGCAAGCUCAGUGACUGGAAUGAAGACUAUGAGUUCAGUGUGCAGUUCACUAAAAACACCUGCGGCCUGGGAUUGACCAUCUCCAGCUACAUAGGUGACUUAAACUCAGUCUACAGUGCCGGUGUGGUAGUGAAGAGCAUCGUGAAAGGCAGCACUGUUGAUCAAGAUGGACGCAUCCAUGUUGGAGAUAUAAUACUCUCUGUGGAUGGGGUGAGCCUGCAGGGCUGCAGUGAGCAGAGGGCAAUGGAGGUGCUGAGAAGGACAGGUCCGCUGGUCAGACUGAGGUUGCUGAGGAAAGCAGUGCAUCUGAGUCACAUCCUGCCCCCAGUUCCUCCCCUGCAGCCCCUACGACACUCCCACAGCUUCCAUGAGGGAAAUCCCUACAGAGUGGGCCUAAACAAGAUUAAAGAGACAGGAAUCUGUUCUCUGCGUGAGAUCUCCUGGCAGGCAGCGUACACCAACAGACGACCCCAAUACCAUUUCAGAAACAACGUGAAACUGACAGCAGACGAAGAGGACGACCUAAGGAAGAGGUGGCAGCAUGCAGUUGGACCACGAUAUGAAGUUAUUGUGUGUCAGCUGGAGCGUUUCAGUGAGUCAAGUGGUCUGGGCGUCAGUCUGGAGGCUCGAGCAGGACAUCAUUACCUGUGCUCCGUCUUACCUGAGGGGCCCAUUGGCCAAAGCAAUAAGAUCUUCACUGGAGACCAGAUAUUAGAGGUGAAUGGGAUCCCUCUCAUUGGACAGACACAUAAGGAGGUCAUCAGGAUUCUGAAGGAGCUGCCGAUGGAUGUUUGCCUGGUGUGCUCACGAAUUGUAGCCCCUGCAGUUCCUGACAAUGAUGACGAAGAUGAUGACGAUGUCCAUCUCACCCUGAAAGAGCUGCUGGCUGAGUUUAAUGACAAGUUGGACCAGGGCUGUGUCAUUCCGUGUCCCACAGCUGAGGACAUGACCAAGCGUGGUGUGACACCCGUGUCGCCUCCUCUGGCCAUGUGGGAGAGAGAAGCUCAGGUGGUCGAGCUGGAGAAAGGCGAGUCAGGACUGGGCUUCAGUAUCCUAGACUACCAGGAUCCAGAAGAUGCCACUAAAACAGUUCUGGUAAUCCGGUCCUUGGUGCCAGGAGGUGUAGCAGAUCGAGACGGCCGCUUGCUUCCUGGUGACCGACUCAUGUUCGUCAAUGAAACUGACCUGGAAGGCUCAAGCCUGGAUUAUGCUGUGCAUGUGCUAAAGUCCACAGCCUAUGGCCCUGUCUGCAUUGGUGUUGCCAAACCCCUGCCACUGGAAUUGUGCGGCAGCUUGACACCCAUCUCAGAAAGGAGCACGCAGGCGUCCUACGAUGAAAGCCUCACGCAGGACAUCCUGCUAGCUGAGGGGGCCGAGGACAUCACCAACAGCUUCAACUCUGAGGACAGCAGUGUUACCAAGCAGUGUUACAGUAAAACGGAAAAUCAGCUGCGUAAUCGCUUCGGCAUCAUGGAAGACAGCGAGAGCCACCGAGCCCCACCUCUGCCCCCCCGCACCAGCUUUGAGAGGACAAUCACUGUUGUCCGGGGCAACCGUAGCCUUGGGAUGUCGGUGAGUGCUAUCAAGGAUGGCUCCGGCAUGCUGGUGCGCAGUGUGCUCCAGGGGGGCUCUGUUAGCCAGGAUGGCAGGCUGGGGGUGGGGGACGCCAUCUUGGCCAUCAAUGGAGAACCUACCUCCCACCUGACCAACGCCAAGGCCAGGGCCAUGCUACGCAGACACUCUGUCAUUGGGCCAGAAAUGAGUGUCACCUACGUCCCAGCCCGCCAGGUGGAUGAACACCGAUCCCGUCUGUGUUUGCCCCCUCUAGCCUCCAUCGCAGUAGACAGCAUGUCUCCUUCACCCACUCCACCAACACCUUCUCCUGAACCUAUACCAGGCCCAGGCAGAUCCUUUAGUCCACACAAAGCUCCAGCUUCACAUUCACACAGCCUUAAACUCUCCACCUCGGUCAAAGUUGAAGCUGCAGCUCCAGAUUCAGCCACAGUCAGAGCGUCUCCUUCAUUCAACACUACUUCGAAAGGCCGAGCCAUCGUUCCCACCGUCUCCCCAGCGCGAGAUUCAAGUAUGCAGAUUCCAAGGUUUCUCCCUCUCAAGAACGUAGGAGAACAAAACGAAGAUAGUGGAAAUACUCCAGAAGAGGAAAUAAGUGCUGACGUGAAAGUACCAAAGCUAGAGGUGGAGAUAAAGGUGGACGGUAAAGCUGAGGGGGACGAGGAGGUCCAUCCUCGUACCUCUGUGUCUUGGGAUCAGCCGAGAAGUGUGCGGCUCACUCGAGAACCAGGCCAAUCCCUCGGUAUCAGCAUAAUGGGCGGCAGAGGCAUGGGCCGGAGACUGAGCAGUGGAGAGAUGAUGAGGGGAGUCUUCAUCAAACACAUCACUCCCGACAGCCCGGCAGCACAUAAUGGCACCCUCCGGACUGGAGAGAGGAUACUAGAGGUGUGUGGUGUGAACCUAAGAGACGCCAGCCAUGAGCAGGCGGUGGAGGCCAUCCGCAGGGCUGGGGACACUGUGGACUUUGUGGUCCAAUCCGGACAACACAGAUCUCAGUCACCGAUGCUCACCAACCACGAAACACUAACUCAGACACCGCAGUCAAACUCACACGGCAGCAAGGAGGCACAGCCUGUCAGUGGUCUGAUGCUUAGUCUGUCCCCCACAAACCCCUUCACUCCCACCCCCUUUAAGGUAACUUCACCAGUGCCUGAUAGAAAGAAUCGGAGAAGCCCCAUAAGUGUCACAACCGCAAGCGCAGCAGCAGCAGCAGCAGCAGCAGCCAAAGAUGAGGAUGACAUUGGCAGGAAAAAGAUGCUUCAGCGCUAUGGCAGCCUGUCUGGGAAGCUCCACAUGAUCGAGUUGGAGAAGGACCCUGCUGUUCCUGGCCUUGGAAUAAGUCUUGCAGGCAACAAAGAUGGCUCCAGAGCCCGCAUGAGUGUUUUUGUGUCAGAUAUAGACCCUCGAGGUCCUGCUGGUUUGGAUGGAAGGAUACGGGUUGGAGACGAGCUACUAGAGAUCAAUGGUCAGAUCUUGUAUGGACGCAGUCACCAAAAUGCCUCCACCAUCAUCAAUAACGCUCCGUCUAAAGUGGAGAUCAUUCUCGUUAGGAAUAAGGGAACUCUUACUCAAAUGGCCCAGAGAUCAAGAACGGAGUUUGGGGACACAGUGGAUUCCCACAUAGACCCCGCAGAACAUGAAGGAUUAUCGAAAGACAUCUACCAUGUCAACCUUCCUCAGGAUCAUGUUGGUCUUGGUCUCAGCCUGGCACAAGGGAAUUCCGGUGAUGACAUCGUGGUCAGGUCCCUAAUCCAGCAGGGCACGGCUGUUAAGGAUGGCAGAAUAAAGACUGGAGACACAAUCAUAGCAGUGGGUGAUGAACCUGUGGCAGGGAUGUCAGUAGAAAAGGUGUCCAGCUUGAUUCUCAAACAUCGGGUCACUGUCAAGCUCUCCAUCAUGCGAUCCGAGAGUCUCUCCUCUUCCGCUCUACCUCUGCCGUCAUCUCUUUCCAAUCCCUGCUCGCUGUCUCCUACACCCUCCCUCCCCCUCCCCGUGUCCUCCUCCUCCUCCUCUUCAUCCCUCAGUGCCAUGCUGAACUCUCCCACGGGACAUUCUGAUUGGCUGGGCUCCACGCCCACACCUGCUGACCCCCUGAGCUGCCCAGUUGUAGCCGGGAGGGAAACUACGAUAGAGAUUUCUAAAGGAAACAUAGGCCUCGGCCUCAGCAUUGUUGGAGGAUGUGACACUCUGUUGGGGGCAGUAGUGAUACAUGAAGUAAAUGAUGGAGGUGCAGCUCAGAGGGAUGGAAGGCUGCAGGCUGGGGACCAGAUAUUAGAGGUAAAUGGCAUAGAUCUGCAGCAGGCCACUCACGAUGAAGCGAUCGGUGUGCUGCGGCUCACCACCCAACGUGUUCGCCUGCUCGUCUUCAGGUACCAGGAGGCCUACAGGGAGGAGGACCUGUGGGAUGUUUUCAGCAUGGAGCUCAGACCUCGUCCUGGGGAGGGGCUGGGGUUCACCACUGUGGGAAAGAGUAAUGACACGGGCAUCUUUGUGUCAGAUAUCAUCAGAGGAGGCGCAGCAGAUUUGGAUGGCAGGUUGUUGCUAGGUGACCAGAUUCUGUCGAUCAAUGGCGUGGACGUUCGUGCAGCAGCACAGGAACAUGCACAGAAGCUACUACAGAGUUACAGUGAAAUGGUCCAGUUGGAGGUGGCGCGUUUUAAAGCUGGACUGCAGUACUCACAGCGAAGUCAGGAGUACUUUAAGUUGUGUUUUAUCCAGAGUGAAGACUCUGACUGUUCCACCCUGACCCCCUCAAGUGGAUGUGAUGCUCCAUUUGUCCACCAGAGGGAGACAACAGAUAACAAAACAGGGAGAUACACCGUUCAAAACUUCCCUGACUCCAGAAAAGUAGUAAUACAUAAGGGUCCAAGUGACUCCCUUGGCAUUACUGUAGCGGGAGGAGUGGGCAGUCCCCAUGGCAACGUACCUCUUUUUAUUGCUACCACGGAUACCAAUGGACUGACUGUCAAAACACAGCAAUUACAGACAGGAGACAAGCUCCUCAGUAUCAAUGACGUGUCCACUGAGGGAAUGACUCAUGUCCAAGCUCAAGCCCUGUUGAACAAUGCCACUGGAAGCAUCAGUCUGCAGGUGGCAGCAGGUUCUGGUGAAUGCAGCACACGGGACAACAGUGAUGCACGGUCGUUAAGCCAAGCCGGCAGCCUGCCUCGCUUUCACAACAACCUCUGUGCUCGUACGUAUAAAACCAUCACUCUGGAGAAAGACUCCUCAGGACUGGGCUUCAGCAUAGUUGGAGGAUUCGGUAGUCCUCAUGGAGACCUGCCGAUCUACGUCAAAACUGUCUUCAACAAGGGGGCGGCUGUAGCAGACGGCCGGCUGAAACGUGGAGAUCAGAUCAUUGCCGUGAACGGACACUGCCUGGAGGGGGUGACUCACGCCGAAGCUGUGGACAUCCUCAAGAAGACCAAGGGAAGUGUAGUCCUCACUGUUCUCUCCUAGGAUUAGACCCAAAGGGUCCAGUUUUGUUUAUGUAUAAGUGAAGCGAUGUACGUAUGCUGCUUCAUAAAUGUGAGACAAGAUAGUAAAGAUUAUAUAGUUUUGUUUCAAGUCAUAGCAUAGAGUGUAAACUUGCCUGCAUUUAGUUUGGGGAAGCUACCUCUACCUGCAAUAUACACACAAGUGUUAUGAUUUGAACUCAUGUUAAAGGAAUGAAUACUGCAUUUAGCUUUAUAUUACUAGAAUAGGGUAGUAUUUUAGUAGUAUUUUAGAAAAAUUGUGCUUCCUCAGUUUCCCCUGAGUUGAGAAAUAUCUUCAUUCUUUUCUUUGACACUUGGUCCUGUUAGCGUAACUGUUAGCAAAGAUGGCGGACACUGUUUACAUUCUGGGAAUGAGGUCCCGGCCCCCUACGAGUGGGUCUAAAAAGUGCGGAAUUAGCGUUGCAGUUUCAAGCCUCGGAUCAAGUGUCACUGGUCACAAAGAAAAGAACCUCAGGGGAAACAGAGGUUAGGAAGCACACUUUUUUCAAAAAUGCUACCCCUAUUCUCGUAAUACAAAGCUAAAGGCAAUUUGGCGAUGUAUUCCUUCAAGUUUAUUUUAUGACUCUUCAUAUAGAGAUCAUGAGAAACUGUAUUCAUAAUGACCGGUGGUUUUCAUAUUAUUUAAAGCACAGAAAGCAGCUCACACAGUCAAUACUAUGCUGUCGAAAUUCACAGCUGUGUAUUGUCCUUGUCCUUAUCCAGCGUGUCAUGACACAGACAAACGCAUGGAUAUACCAUAUCAUUUUCCAUGUAAACACACAUCAAUAAAGCAUCCCCCUCGUACGUCUACAUCCGUAGAAAUGAAUGCAACGGAAAGACCUGUCAUGUGACGUGUGUUUAUUCACUGCUGACAUCUGUGAAUCCAUCGUCAGCUACUGUGAUAAACUCUCAACACACCCAAACCCAUGCCAAGUGCUUCUGCCAACCUUUUGUGUGGCAAAUACGGCUUUAGGACAUUUGCUUUGUAAGACUGUUCUGUUUAUACUCAUGCAUACGUCAUUCUCAUAUGCUCAUUUUCAAUGUGUCUCUGUUCCUUUAAUUACCCUGUGAUACAUGGCGUGUUUAUAAUUAGCAACUUUAGGUUUAAAAAAGAAGGAGAAAGAAGUGAAAGCUAAUUUUGUUGCGUCUGUUAUUAAGCAGCUGCUGAUUCCAGCUACGACUGUUGUUUCAUAUUAAUACAUUUGGGGUUAUUUUUUUUUUAAGGACGGCGAGAGUAUUGUGAUAGCAUGACGUGCAAUCUUUAUUUAGAAACGUCUCAUAUUUGUUUUGUAUCAUUUUAUAUGUACCGUGUUAUAUUUAUGUUUACUUA